Chenopodium quinoa (quinoa) is the source of this 726-nucleotide messenger RNA. RefSeq lists its product as uncharacterized. The record is from RefSeq and is a predicted model, not a curated record. NCBI's taxonomy places the organism in Eukaryota, Viridiplantae, Streptophyta, Magnoliopsida, Caryophyllales, Amaranthaceae. The transcript has 3 exons. Bases 1 to 726 code for a protein of 241 amino acids.
AUGGCCGCCCAUAAUCCUAAACAAAGCCCAACCCAAAACACCAGCUCGGAUAGGCCGACCAAGCUGCUUGUCUAUCACAGGCCAUCUUCCAAUAUUCAGGCGGACAUCGCUGCUAGUGCGGCCACCUAUAAUGUCAAUGAGGGGUCCUCUCUUCCUACCAUCUCGGUAACUGUGGCCGAGCACCCUUUUCAUCAUAGUCCCCCUUUACGAAUUCAGGCGGACCCUGAGGCAAGAAGGAAGGAUAAGGGAAAGCAGCCCUUGGCUCCAGAAGGUGUUGUACUUGCUCAGUUGGGUCAAGGCUCCAAGAAAGGCAGCUUAACAGUGGCUGCGCAGCUCGACACCCGAGAAAAGUUGGCUCGCGAAAUAGCGGAGCAAGAAAGAGAUGAGGCCCUUAGUAAAGCUUUCCAAUGGAAGGCUGACUUUGAGGAGUCCGAAAAGCUUAAGGCCGAGAUGGAAUCUAGCCUUCUGGCCCUUGAUGCUGCUACAAAGGAGACAGACUCCCUCAAACUCAAGGUUAAAUGUCUGCAAAAGGUGGUUGAGGACCUAACCAAGAUGCUAAACUAUGUCUCCUUGGCUGAAGAGGCUGCUAAUAUUGGGAAGACCAUCUCUCCUUUUUCUCCUACCCCAUCAUCUUCUGAGAGCGAGGAUGAUGAAGAGGACGAAGAAAAAGAGGACGAGGAGGAAGAGCCAGCCAAGGAUGGAAACGACAAGGGGCCGGCUGAAUGA